AUGUACUGUUAUUGCGCUUGGUUGUUACAAAUACACGGAGUUAAAUUAAAAUUAAAUAGAAAAUAUAACAUCUCUCUUACCAAAUUUUUAUUAGUUCCAAAGUUUAACCAAGCUUUAUCUUUCUAUUUUCAGCCCGUCGGAAAUCCUUGUGGUCAUCACGGACCGUAUACGUUCUACAAAGGUGUAAAAAUUUCAUUCAUAGCGUCGGAAUCCUGUAUAUCGACUGCGACCGGAACUGUCCAACCUGCAGGGCAUGGGUCGGAUUCCGGCCAAUCAGCAACACAAGCAACACCUGCCACUCCAACCUCAAACGUCAGCCCUGCGCCUAAUGCUUCUUCGACUCCCGGAACGCCCAAGUCUACUAUAGGCGGUGGUGCUGGGAAUGAGGAUAGUAGUAGUUCCGCCGAUGGUAGCUUCAAAGCGAAACAGACGCCGCAACGGAAAUGUGCUAGCGAAAAUAGCAGCGGAAGCAGUUCCAAGGCCGCUCUCGGGACUAAAGGCUGCAAACCCCUGGUGCUGGCUCUGGGAGACUGUUUCCCGGUUCGGCCCUGGUCCGACUCACCGAUAACGUGCCUCGCCGAGUUGCGGAUGGCGUGGAAAGACCGCAACGAGCAAUGCCUGCUGAUCGCUUUGAGGCUGUACUUUCUGCCGGAAAACACUCCCUUGGGGCGGAACUGUCACGGAGAGGACGAGGUGCUGGCAAUAACCGAGAAGGUGAUUCUGCGGGCGGACGAUCUCCUGACCUGGCUCAGCGGGGACCUCGAAUGGAACUGGGGUCUUCGGACGGCCUACAACGAGCACAGUGCCAAAGAUGCCAUGACCGCGACCUUGUUCCUCAACAAACACCUGGCGCUGGAUUUCGCCGACGUAGACAAGGAGAAACACACAGUCGAACACAAUGCAUCAAGAGUGGCGAUUGUGAGUUUUUCACGAUACUGUCGCUAUCGAGCGGUACUGAAACGACUGGAAGGGGUCGCCGACGAUUGGUUGCGGAACACGUUGAUUGAAACGCUCAGCGGAUUCGUGGCCACCACCCCGGGGAUGCGCGUUAUGUUCUGCAAAGACACCUUUGACUAUCCGGAACUGGAAACCCACGAGCUGCUGUGCAAUCAUUUAGCGCCUAAAAUGAAGGGAAGACCGCGUGGCAAGCGGAAGAAAACCAUUUCCGACUCUUCUGCGCCACAGGUUAUCAAAAAGGAGGAAGGGGCCUCGGAAGAGAGCGACUCGAACGAUUCCGAGAUUUCAGACUAUUCAUAUAGUAAGGUUUCUCCUUCCAAGAAGGUUGAUUUACAUGCCACACCACGAUUCAACCCAAGGCCAUCGAGGGGAGCUCCGGUUAAGGUCGAAGAUCCGAUUGCUGUUCCAACUGUGCCCACACUGACUUUAUCGGUGAUAGGGAAACAGCAGCGUAGUGGCAAGAGCAAAUCCGGUCGACCUAAAGGACGCAAACCCGGACGUAAACCGAAAGCCUACAAGGUGGUCAAGAAGCCAGGAGAAAGUGAACACGACGACGAGGCGGCUGAAGAACCUAACAAUGCUGAAGCGGAUAAUCGGGACGAAGAGGAGGACAAAAGUGACAGGGAAGAGGAUGACUUGUUCCGUGUCAAUGAUCGGAUGGCACCCGAUCAGAAAGACUUUUUACAGCGAUUGCAUCAGUUCUUGGAUGCAAAAGCUUUGGCGUAUGCUAAUGGUCAAUCAACAGUUUUGAAAAAUGUGAAUCUUUACCUCAUCUAUACACGCGUGCUGAAUUUGGGCGGCUACAGUGAGAUUAGGAAUAAGGAAGUUUGGCAGCGGAUUCUAGAAGGUACGGGUGGAGAAAAUGGCAUAAUGAGUAGACGGAAAUAUGAACGCAUUCUGCUCCCUUACGAGAGACAUCAACAGGAGAUUGCUGAAGCCGUGAAGAAGGAAAUCGAUGAACAGGAGCAAACUGUUUCGCAUGAAAGUCAGAUCUCACCAACGCCUUACGAUAGCAAGGAGGGCAUUUUGGAGCUGAAAGUUGAAAAGAAGGAAGUGACUGAGGAAGACCCCGUCAUCAAGAGUGAACCUAAGGAAGAUAAGGAAAACAAAGAGUCAGUACCUCAACCGAUGGAGGAAGUUCCAGUGAAAAAGGAACUGGAUGGAGGUGAAGAAUCAAAUGAAGUACAAAGUAAAGUAAGAGCAAAAGCCCUGUCUCCGUUAUUGGAGAAUAACAAUAGCAACAGUAGUAAUGUUACUGGGAGUCCGAACGGGGUUCAUCUGGGAAUGUCACCCGUUUCGGUUCCGCUGACAGUGAUUGUCCGACCGAAUAUUGACGAAAAGGAUCAACAGUCGUCUCAAAUACAAAUCAAUCAACCCCACACUACUAUCACGGUCCAUCAGACUACAAUCCACCCGCAAGGCAACCAGCAACCAAAUAGUCAGCAAAUUAGUGGACAAAGUCCGCAGCACAUCACGAAUCAAAUUCAAAUCACAAACCAGAUCCAAAUACAACAGAUAACAGUGCAAUCGAGCGACAAGACUCCUGGAAGUGGUCCUAACGAGAGUCCAAAGUUCAAAUAUAGCUUCAAGCAGGAUAAGUCUGGUCAAGAAAUUAACAUUGAAUCUCCGUCUGGUGAAAACUCUAAAGGUUCUAACUUCGAAAAUAAUAUCAGCGCAACCCUUUUCCCGCUGAAUCGCCCAGAUCCGGAUUUGACCAUUAAAGAAGUGUCUGUGUGUCCAACUAGUGGUACGGUGUCGAUAAGCACUGCAAGCAGUAAUCCACCAGUCACACCAUCAAAAACAACAUCCUUACGUCAUGUGCGAGUGAAACCGGACAGAAAGUCAGUAGCUCCGGUACCAAAUGUCGUACCACAAACUGUCCCAGGGAAACCUUUGGACAAGGAACAUAUAUCACUGCUCAGCAGUAAUGCUGCCAACAUAUUUGGCGGGCCAAAUUUAACUACAAUUACUCCCAUUGCAAACAGUUUGCUUGGAAGUGCCGUCGGAGCUGCUGCAAUGACUGGUCUUGCUACCGGCUUUACUAUGAAUCCUGCUGGUACAGGAAUCUCAGGUGACACUGGAAAUCUGAAAAAUAAUAUGUCAGCUCCAACAGAAGUCAUAGAUUUAUUAGAUAGUGAUAAUGAAAGUGAUUCUCCGCCUCCAACUGCUAGUAUUCCUGAUGUUGGUAAGAACCCUAUCAAACAGUCUGGUCUAUCAGUACGUCCAAUUCCAUCGCUUCUGCCACCCAUGAAAAAACGCAAAUUGGAUAUUUUGCGCGAAGGAGGUUUAGAAGUAACUCCCAUUUCUAAUGGAUCCAGCAUUUUUUCGACUAUUUCGCAAAACAGUUCCAAACAAAGCCCCAACCCGAUGCUCAUCAACAUCACUGCCGAAGUAAGCCCUCAACGAGGACGUUCCAUUAUAGAUGAAGCAAAAUCUCGAGACAGAAAAUGUAUACCUAUACCGAUUGAUUGUCAAACUCAAGGAAUGUAUGCCAAGACAGGACAGAUUUUUGGUAACCCUAAAGACAUACCCUCUAUUCCUACCAUUCCGACAAGACCCACUCCAACUCCCGGGGUUAUAGAUCUGCUGGAUCUCACAGGAAGCACUCGUCCCAAUUCAGCUGGACUAGACUUUUCAGCUUCAAUUCAACGACAGCGAACAACUGCUAUUUCAAAUGCUGGUGGGCGAGCAACCUCACGCACAACUCCUAGUUUACAAAUAACACUUGUGCAGGCACCGAAUCAAGCGUCUACGUCGGCACAAGCACUACAAAAUACAACGAGUAGCCAACAAUCAACUUCUUCCAAUGCGAGGAAAAAGCCGUAUGACAUUGUGCCAUCAUCAGGUGCUGCAAAUACGUCACCAUCCGUUCACCCGAAAGCAGUCAGUCCGAAAAUCUCUUUGGGACCUUCUUCUUCUAGUUCUUCAGCAUCCAGUUCCAAUGGCGGUCCCUCAAAUCCAAAUUCACUUCUUGAGACAGGACUUUUGCUCGCUAACCUACAAAAAGUCAAUCCAUUGCUUGUAGCUAAUAUACUGUCCUCCUCGGGUUUAUCAAAAACUUCAAUCCCUGGCCUAACUCAGCUAUUGGGUACACUAACUGAGCAACCUUCACCACCUUCGAAGAAAAAUCAACGGCGGAGAUCAAACUCCCAGAUACAACCAACCUCACAGCCACAGAUGAUAAUCCCACAACCGAUUGGGCAGUUCCAGGCGCCUUCGAAAUCAAUCCCGUCACCACAACAUCCACCGCCUGCCGACUCCCCUUCAUCCCAUCCACUCAGCCAGCAAAUCAAACUCCUGCAGCAGGUUCAAAUGCAGCAGCAGCAAAAGCUUUUACUCGAGCAACAACAGAAAGCUGCCCUAGAGCAACAGCAAAAAGCCGCUCAAGAGCAGAAGCGCGUGCAAGAGGAAAAACAGCGACAUUUACAACUAUUGCAGCAGUUGCAACAACAGCAACAUCAACAACAACAGCAACAGCACCAGCAACAGCAACAACAGUUGCAGCAACAGCAACAACAGUUGCAGCAACAGCAACAACAGCUGCAGCAACAGAAAACUUCGGCAUCACGUGCCAGUACUCCCGCCCAGGCUUCAAAUGCCCGAGUUUCUGUGCAUCCAAGUGCAGCUAACGCGACUGCACCAGGCGGAGGAUUUCCGUUUGAUCCGCUUUACCUCCAGGCAUUGUACUCCAACCCGAGUCUCUACUUGUCGCCGGAGCAGCUUAUGCAGUUCUACAAGAAUCUUCCGAAUGUUUCAGGGAUGCCACCGAGCAGUAAGAGCUAGUUCCGAUAGUGCGAAUUUUGUAUGAAACAUAUAAGUACGUACAUUUGUACCUAUAAAAUAUAGAAUUCACAUUCUGUGGUAAGGUUUGAAGAAUGGAUUUCGGUAUAGGAUAAUCCACACACAUUCAUACACAUACACAAAAAGUAGCGCUCUUCAGGCGCCCGAACAAAAUAGAUCAAGAUUUGAUUUUUUAUAAGUACUGUUAGUCAGUAAGAUAUAGCUAUCGGAUAAAUUUUUGUUGUUUCAUUUAAGGUUGAAUUAGAGUAUUUGUUUUCAUUAGGUUUCUUCCUUUGCACGAAUGAAAAUAAGAAAAUUGUUUUCUUUGAGUAUGGUUAGCUAAUUUAGGAAACACGCAUUAGCUCACUAUUAUAGACUAUUAUCGUAGAUUUGAUUAAAUGUAUGUCUGGAAUUUGGAAGCUACUGAAUUGGUUCAAUAUAAUAUUGAUGUUUUGUAUCAGUCA
Molecule: messenger RNA, 5201 nt
Organism: Uranotaenia lowii
Lineage: Eukaryota; Metazoa; Arthropoda; Insecta; Diptera; Culicidae
Exons: 7
Coding region: 1-4740 (1579 amino acids)
Biological process (GO): regulation of transcription by RNA polymerase II
Cellular component (GO): nucleus
Molecular function (GO): transcription cis-regulatory region binding
Source: RefSeq, a predicted model, not a curated record